Molecule: messenger RNA, 570 nt
Organism: Striga hermonthica
Lineage: Eukaryota; Viridiplantae; Streptophyta; Magnoliopsida; Lamiales; Orobanchaceae
Source: the annotation of a GenBank genome assembly
AUGGAGAGUGGCAUUAAUAAAUUCGGAAGAGGUCCGAGAGAGCUUACAGGCGGUCUUGAUCUUAUAAGCCACUACAAAUUAUUGCCUUUCCACGAGUUUUUCUGCAAGAAAGCUCGUCCUGUCUCGGUUCUGGACACGCAUUACCUUCACAAUGUAGUUGGGGACACAGAUAUUAGGAAAGGGGAAGGAAUGCAGUUGGGUCAACUCGUUCAGAGUACGCCCCAAAGAGAUACUAAUUCACGUAUUCAACCGUUCAGAUUGGACGUGCUUGGUGAAGCCUUUCACAUCCGAGAAUCAUCGUCUGUUGACUUACCUUCUUCUGAGAAGGGAAUUCCUACUGUUGCUGUGAAACCUAAAAUCGAGUCCAAACCAAAAGACAAGCAUAAGAAGCACAAGAACAAAGACAGGGAAAAGGAUAAAGAUAGAAAAAAACACAAACACCGGAGUAAAGAGGAAAAGGAGAAAAAGAGAGAGAAAAAGGAUCAGAAAAGGAAGCAUGAUGGAGUUGAAGAUGCCAAUGGCAUUAAGAAGCACAAGAAAACUAAGAAUAUUGGAGCACCAAAGAAAUAA